Molecule: messenger RNA, 675 nt
Organism: Morchella sextelata
Lineage: Eukaryota; Fungi; Ascomycota; Pezizomycetes; Pezizales; Morchellaceae
Exons: 2
Coding region: 1-675 (224 amino acids)
Source: RefSeq, a predicted model, not a curated record
AUGACCGUGGAGGUCGAAGGAAUUGAAGAGAAAGACGGCAUUAAACUUCUUUUAAGCACCUCGCAAUACCUGGGGUUCUCUGGGUCAUCGCCACAGGAUUUUGAGAGCAUUGAAGAAGUGAGGGAGAUCGUCAAUCUCCUCGAAAGGUUACCUCUAGCAAUCGAGAUUGCAGGGGCUUAUAUUUUGCGUACAAGAUUGAAUCCUCGCCAAUUUCUCGAAACUUUGAAAGACCACAAAAGCAAAAUUCUUCAAGAAAUUCCUCGAGGUGCGCUUAAAAGAUAUGGAAAAGAUGUGUAUACAUCUUGGGACAUGUCUUUUAAUGACCUAAAAGAUAAAAAUCCCAACGCUAUUAAACGACUUCUUUUCUGUACCUUCAUGCACCACGGCGAAAUAUCCCUAGCGUUCCUUAGACGUGGGUGCAGACAACUCUCAUCAAUCAAAAGCGAAGAGGAAGAAGAAACCCCUCCACCUCUCGAAUGGCUGAAAAGCAUUGUGGAAGAUGCUGUUGAGUUUCAAAAAGCAACAGCGGAUUUAUUUUCUUAUUCGUUGGCAAGGGCAAAGAAUUUUAAACACUCGCGAGAUAGUUUUGAGAAAGACGAUGUCUUUUUUUCAAUCCACCCUCUGGUUCAUUUCUGGGCUCACGAGAAAUUGGUAGACGAAGACAAAGUACAAUAA